AUGUUGCUGGAGUCUGAUGCCAGUCAGCUCAGCCAGAGGUCUGGGAAGGGGCGUGUAUGCAGUCCAGCAACACCCCCAGGGCAGCUGAUGUUGCCCACCCUGCGCUCACAGUCUGGCUUCAGCUGUGAGAGGGAUGGACUGAAUUGGGGGGGGCACGCAGGUGGGUAACCGAGAUGAUGCCCCCUCGAUGUUCUUGGGCUCCUGACUCCCAUCCGCCCUAAAGAUCCGGCCUCAUGGGAGUGGUAAAGGUAAAGUUCCAGUCGUGACCGACUCUGGGGUUGCGGCACUCAUCUCGCUUUACUGGCUGAGGGUGCCGGCGUACAGCCUCCGGGUCAUGUGGCCAGCAGGACUAAGCCGCUUCUGGCGAAGCAGAGCAGCGCACGGAAACGCCGUUUACCUUCCCGCCGGAGUGGUACCUAUUUAUCUACUUGCACUUUGACGUGCUUUUGAACUGAACUGCUAGGUUGGCAGGAGCAGGGACCGAGCAACGGGAGCUCACCCCGUCGCAGGGAUUCGAACCAACCUUCCAAUCAGCAAGCCCUAGGCUCUGUGGUUUAGACCACAGCGCCACCCGCAUCCCUUCAUGGGAGUUGUAGCCUGCCACAAACUAACUCUUCCCUGCUUCAUCCUAACCCGGGGAUGAGACGUCUCGCGAUGCCGUUUUACAAACCUCUGCUGCGGUCGCAUUUGUCCAGUUCUGAUCGCCUUGUCUGAAAAAGGAUAUUGCAGAGUGGGAAAUGCUCAGAAAAGCACGGGCAAAACCCAGCAAGGGGAUGGAAAGACGACUCUUUGAAUCCCAGGUGCUGGAAAGCACUGGGGGGUGGGGAGCGUUGCUCUCUCACUCGUAUCCUGCUUGUGGGGUUCCCUUUGGGACCACUGAUUGGCCGCUGUGAGAACUGGAGGAUGGACUCGAUGGGCCCUGGGCCUGAUCCAGCAAGUUCUGCUUACAUUCCCAUGAGAGAGGGCAGAGUUGGCAGAGAGAGAUUGCCCCUCCGGUGCCCUCCUGCAGGCCCUUCCUGGCCAACGGGUUAAUCCCCCCCUCCCGCACCCAUUGGCUUGCCAGGCACCCUUUGCUUGGCUCGGUGGGGUGUAAGAGACAGAAACAGAGAGAAUGAGCGCCAACUUAGAGAGUCACACAGAGCCACUGGUUUCAUCUUGGCUCAGUGGUGAGGAAUAACAAGUUGCAGCCCAGCCCCACUCUGCUUAGGCCCCUGUCAGAUGCUGCCUAUUCCUUCCCUUACUGCAGUGACAGCCCCACGACUGAGUGAGGAUUCAAACCCAGGUCUCUCCCAGGUCCUAGUCCCCCACGCUAACUGCUGUGCCACACUGGCCCUCCCAUUCAGACAGUAAGAUCUAGAUUACAAGGGUCAGGAAACUUUUUCAACAGGGGGCUGGUCCACUGUCCCUCAGAUCUUGUGGGGGGCCAGACUAUCUAUCUAUCUAUCUAUCUAUCUAUCUAUCUAUCUAUCUAUCUAUAUGGGGGGGGGGAUGAACCAAUCCCUAUGCCCCACAAAUAACCCAGAGAUGCAUUUUAAAUAAAAGGACACAUUCUACUCAUGUUAAAACGCUGAUUCCCGGACCGUCCGCGGGCCGGAUUGAGAAGGCGAUUGGGCCUUAGUUUGCCUACCCAUGAUCUAGAAACUUGCUUUAAAAAAAUAAGAAUAAAAUCUGUAGCUGCCAAGACGAUGCACCCUGGUAGUGACCACCAAGGCUGCUUGAACCCCCAGCAACAGCCUGCCUCUUUUCCUCCUCCUUCCCACCGCAAUGACCCCGUGCAAAGGACAGCAGACUCCCUGCAUUGCAGCGGGUUGCGCUAGAUGACCCGGUGGGGUCCCUUCCAGCUUCCUAUGGCCGGGCGCUGCUGCCCUGCUCAAAAAAGGCGUAAGGAGAAGAAAGGUAGAAGGAACCCAAGGUUGCCCCCCCGAGGGAUGGGGAGAGCUGGCGAACUACAACUCCCAUCCUCCUGGGAUUUGUAGUCCGGUAGCCCCCCAUCCCUUCUCCGACAGGCGCUCCUCUUCGGCCUGCCUCGCAGGGGCGGCGGUGGCGGGUCUCCGCGCGCGCCGCGCUCUGCACAUGUUCAGAGAAGCGCCGCCACGCCUCCCCGGCCGAGCCUUUGGUCGGCGGCCGAGGCUCCUCCUCCCCGCGCAGCCGGGCUCGGGCUCGUCGGGCCGGCGAACAAAAGCGGAGGGCGGCGGAGGAGGAGGAGCGACGGAAGAAGGAGAAGAGGAGGAAGAAGAGGCCUCGCGGCGGCCGGAGGCGCGUUGAGGACUAGCCGCUUGCGGGGCGACACCGCAUCCCUCCCGGCGAGCCGAGGUACGAGGGACGGAAUGGGGGACCCCCGGGUCACCAGGGGGCGCAGGCUGGACCCCUAAAUCCCUGGACCCCUCUUACCGGGGGGGGGGUUUACCGCAAUGGCUCCCCUGAUCGCCCCCCUGCAGUCCUGGACCCCUCCUCCCGGGGAGCCCUCCCGCAAUGGGCGCCCCUCUUUCAGACCCCCCAAAACAAUCGCGCCGGUUCUCCGGCCAACUUGGGAAACUCGCCUUUUCCUUGCGCGCGCGCGCAGGGGGUGCUUUUUGGGUGGCCCCGAGGCUGCUCUGUGUGUUUGGGAGGGGUCCCGGUCCCUCUCCUGGUCGCCCCCCUUUCCCUCUUUUUAUUUUAUCUCUGCCAUUCCCCCCCAUCCCUUUCCCCAGGAGGCUGGGGGGGGGGUCCCCGCCGUCCUGGUUCUCCCCUUCCUCCUUUAACCCCCCCUGCAAGGUGGAUUCGGCUCAGAGAGGCAGCGGCUGGCCCUCCAGGUGAAGUCCGGGAGGGGGGUGGGUGGGAUUUGAACCCAUGUCCCUCAGCUCUGAUCUCCACCGCAACCCUGUGAGGUAGGUCUGGCUUUGAAAGGCGGCAAACUGAGCCAAGUGGGAUGAUUUGAACCCGUGCCCAGAGCAGUUUGGGUGGGGAAGGGGAUGUUGCCCUGGUGCAGAUCUUGGCCUUGACCUUACCUGCCUUUCUCCCCCCCCCAUAUUAGGCAAGGGGGCUGAGCACCCCCCAACGGCAACAUGGCACCCUCAAGAGCUUCUUCUCCGUGACCUGCCUUCCUGCCCCCACCUGAAUCCGCCCCGGCCGCAAGAUGGCGCCGGCCCCCGCCUGCUCCCGGGACAUGCCAUGGAGGAGUCGCGCCCACCGGACGCCGCGCUAGGGUUACCCCCCUGCCAGAGGAUGGGUCGGGGCAGCCAGGGCAGAGAGGCCUGCCCGCUGGAGGGCGAAGGGGCAGCCGUGGGGAGCCUCCUCCUGUUGGCACUCAACGGGCAUCCAAAACGCCGUAGGGCAGAGCCCGGCAGCGACAAGGACGACCCUGCAGGCGAAGGGGCGGCCAAGCGUCACCGAGAAGCCCCCCCGGACCCCCGGGCACCCCCCUCGGGGCACCUGGCGCUGGACUACGUGGUGCCCUGCAUGAACUUUUACGGGAUCUGCGUCAAGGACUCGUUCCUCGGGGAGGUUCUGGGCGCCCGGAUUCUGGCGGAGGUGGAGGGGCUGCACCGCAGUGGCAAGUUCCGCGACGGGCAGCUGGUCAGCCAGAGGGCGGUGCCCCCCCACGCCAUCCGGGGGGACCAGAUCGCCUGGGUGGAGGGCUGGGAGCCUGGGUGCCGCGCCAUUGGAGAACUCAUGGCGCACGUCGACCGGCUCAUGCUUCAAUGCGCCGGCAAGCUGGGCACCUACGACAUCCGCGGACGGACAAAGGUGAGUUCCGGAGGGGCCCCCCAGGGCUCAUCUAGUCCAACCCCUGCAAUGCAGGACUCCCGGCUCUCUGUGUGCAUGUGCAGAGUGCAUUUCCCUCGCUGCGUAAAGUAGGUUCCUACAAAAUGCUUUGCUUUCUUGUCCCUGUGUUGGCCUAGAGGGGGCACAUCUUGCUUCCGGUGGGUGGGUGGGUGUCUGCGUUGGCCUUUUGGAACUCUGCACGGGAGCAGAGGACUCUUUUUUUUCUGCUUUGCCCAUGUGCGAGGUGGCAUCGUGGGAGGGGGUUUGGGUCGUGUUGCGUCCGUGCUUCUGAAUGUGCAGUUGGUGCAGACAUUUAGGUUGGGAAAGCCAUCCUAUCGCCCUGGAAUUGUGUAUCUGAAAGGGACCCCUAAGGGUCAUCCAUUCCAACCCGCUGCAAUGCAGCAAUUGUGGCUGAAGAAUCCCUGAGAGACGGCCGUCUGACUUCUGCUUAGAAACCUCCGCGGCUCCACCAUUGAGCAGCUUCUUGGCAAGCCCUUCCUCGUAAUAAUAUUGAUCUUACCCCCUGAAACAGCAGAAAACAAGCUUGCCCCAUCUUUAUUCCUGCAUGGCAGCGGGUUGGCCUGGAUGACCUUUGGGGGUCCCUUCCAGGUGUACGAUUCUAGAAUCACAGAACUGUAGCGUUGGAAGGGACCCUGAGGGUCAUCCAGUCCAACCCGCUGCAAGGCAGGAAUAUUUUGCCCCACUUGGGGCUCGAACCCACAACUCUGAGAUUAAUUGUCUGAAAUGUGAUGUUGGGGCCAGGAGCUCCCCAAGGCUUUCCCCCGCUCUGUGCCCCCCACCCAGCAACAGCUGGACCUUUGGUGGAAACGCUCUGCUGUUGCGGACGCCGGCGACCUCUGGGCCAGGCAGGGCAGGUCCUGGGGGGGUCCUGGGCCCUCCUGCAUUUGGGGUGGGGGUCUGAGAGGAGGAGGAGGGGGCUCCCAGGUGCAUUGCACCCUUCCACACCCCGUGUUGCCUCUUUGGGGUGCCUGUUAGGGGUCGCUAACUUAUCCCACCUGCCAGAGGGAGGUGGGAGCCUUUUCCUGUCUCUGGGGGGUGGCUGGGGGUGUCUUUUUCCGCUUUCCUGGAAAGACAGAAGCUGGCAGAGGCAGUGUCGGCCGGACGAGAACUGUGUCUGUUGUGUAACUAGCGCACAGAUAGUUGUGGGGUCCCUGGAGAAGGUGGAUUUUGGAAUCACUGUGGAAUGCACAGCGGGGAAAGAGUGUCUCUGAGGACGUCUAGGGUGCAUUUCUAAGAAACAGCAGCCAACUCACCCUCCUGUGUUCCUGGAACUGGGGGAGGAGCUGAGCCGCUUGGUGUUUGUGUGCUCUGUGGGGCAGGGAAGGGGGCUAGACAGUCUUGUGAUGCUGCUCCUAUCAUUUCCGCAAAGAACUUUGCCCCGCUCUCUCUCCUGUUGCAACCGGCGCCGUCGUUCUGACCUUCUCCCAGCCCGCCUUUCCCUAAAUCGUAGGAUCGUUGAGUCGAAGGGCACCCCCAGCGGUCAUCUAGCCCAACCCGCUUCAAGGCAGGAAUCCCAGCUGAGGGGUCCCUGACAGGGGGCCCUUCAAACUCUGCUUCAUUCUCUGCUUCAAGCAGCCCUUCUUACUACAGUGGUACCUCGCAAGACGAGAAACUCGCUAGACGAAAGGGUUUUCCGUUUUUUGAGUCGCUUCGCAAGACGAAUUUCCCUAUGGGCUUGCUUUGCAAGACAAAACGUCUUGCGAGUUCUUGCGAGUUUGUUUCCUUUUUCUUAAAGCCGCUAAGCCGCUAAGCCGUUAAUAGCCGCUAAGCCGCUAAUAGCCGUGCUUCGCAAGACGAAAAAACCGCAAGACGAAGAGACUCGCGGAACGGAUUAAUUUCGUCUUGCGAGGCACCACUGUAUCAGAAAGUUCUUCCGGGUAUUGAGUUGGAAUCUUCUUUCUUGCAAGUUGAAGCCAUGGGUUCAAAUCUUUCCUUCCGGAGCAAUCUGGGGUCUGGCUUGGUUGCUCUAUUGAAAGGGAAAAGGGCUCUGUGUACGCUCAGAGGGCCCCUCACUUGCGAGUUAUUUUUAUUCUCACUUUAUUUAUUAAAUUUAUAUACCACCCUUUUAUCUGAAGAUCACAGGGCAGUUGACAAUAUAAAAACACAAACAAACAAACAAACAAACAAACAUUACCCCCCCCCCCUUGACACAUUUAGUUUAACAGUCAAAGGCCUGGUUAAAUGGGAAUGUUUUUUGCCUGGUGCCUGAAGAUGUGCAGUAAAGUCCCCAGGCAAACCUCCCUGGGGAGAGUCUUCCACGAACGGGGAGCCACCCCACAAAAGACCCUGCUCUCGUGCUGCCAGACCUCUCCUCCAGACGGGCAUCGGAUGAUAACCAGAGGAUCUGGGUGGGUUCAUAUGGGGAGAGGCGGCCCUUGAGAUAUUGCGGUUCCUCGGCAAAACCGGCACUUUGGAGGGGGCCCAGAAACCGAUUGGCAGCCGGCGCAGUCCGUCUUGGCCCGGUGAGCAGCCUGGCGGCCCAAUUCUGCUCCCGCUGGAGUUUCUGAGCCGUCCUUGGAGGAAGCCCCAUGCAGAAGACCUUGCAGUAAUCCAGAAUAAAUGCUGACAGCCGUUUCCCUGCCGGGACCCUCUGCCUCAAACGAGUGCUGGGGCUUAGCUGCGAAGACUGCUUGGCUCAGAGCCAUCCUGGAAAGCUCUUCGCGCCCGGAUCGGUGUCAGGAGCCACCCGGGCUGACCCUGUGGCUUUUUUGGCAACCCCGUCUGCCCCCUUUUGUCAAGGUCCCUGGCUGACCCCCGGCUCCCUCCCUCCCAGUGGGCAAAAUUGCUGAUGGAAGCCGAUUUGCCCGACCAGCACAGAGCUCUUCCCCUCUCGCCUCUUCCCUCUGUUUUUGGUUUUUCCUGCAACGUUGGCAGGAUCUUUUAUUUUUUGGGGGUGGGGGUGGGUUGCAGGGGGCUGGCAUGGGGGAUGCCGCAUUCGCCCCUGGAGGCAGCCCUGACUCUUUGCUCCCCCUUUCCCGAUAUGGAGAGGGAUUUGUGAAUUCUAGGGAAGGCCCUGGCUGCCUCCAUCUCUUUCCUGGAAUCAGAGAGAAAUUUGCAGCCCUCCAGCUGGUACUGAUCUGCAAAGCCUGCCAUUCUCCCUGCCUUCUGGGAGUUGGAAUUUGAUCGCAUCGGGGGGGGGGGGUUUGCUGAGGACGGCAUAAUAUUUUUUGGGGGGAGGCAAGGUGGGGUAGAGGCAGUGUUAGAAACCCAGAUUUAUAAGCGAAUCGGAAUGCCUGGGUGCCAUUUAUUGGAAUUUAUUGUGAUUUAUUUAUUUAUUUAUUUAUUUAUUAAAUAAUAUUUAUUAAAGUUUCAAAAAAUACAAAAAAUACAGAAUACAGAAAAAGAAAAAAAAUAAAGUUUUUAAAAUAUAGCCAAAAAGAUAAAAAAUAAAAAGAAACAUACCAAAUAAAACAGUUAAAAAGACAUUAAUUUUCCAUAACCUAUCUUCCCUAUACAUAUUUCCCCGGACCUCCUCAUACCUCCCUUUUUUGUAUUCCAGUUCAAUUUGUUAGUUCAGCAAAUCCUUACCAUUAAGCUUUUACCCAAUUGCAAACCUUUUUUCAUGUCUCUUAAGGCAUUACAGCUAAAAACCUCUUAGUUUCUAUCCAACAUCCUUCUAAGAUUCCUUAAUUUUACAAUAUUUCUGUAAAUAGUCUUUAAAUUUCUUCCAGUCUUCUUUCACCGACUCUUCUCUCUGGUCUCUUCUCUCUUGUGAUUUAUUUAUUAUUCAUUUCAUUCUACUGCGCUUCAUAUUUUAAAGGGGGAUAAACACCUCAAAGCGGUUUAUAACACGUUAAAACAUCAAAUAAAACAAUCCAGAAUAAGCCAGAUUCAAGCUUCAAGGAAAAUAUUUCAGAUCCUUCUCUAAGUGACGUUUGGCUUUCUCCAUAUUUAUUCACCUACUUAGUUUCUUGAGCUGCCCCAUAGCAGAAGUCCCUUAGGAAGCCAUUGUGGUGUAGUGGUUCCAGCGUCGGACCUGGGAGAUCAGGGUUCGAAUCCCCGCUCUGUCAUGAAGCUCACUGGGUCACCUUGGAGUCAGUCGCAGCCUCAUAACCUCCCUCACAGGGUCGUUGUAGGGAGCAGCUAGACUGGUGACUGGGAGCGGCCGCCAAGACCACAUAACACCAGUCUUGAAAGACCUACAUUGGCUCCCAGUACGUUUCCAAGCACAAUUCAAAGUGUUGGUGCUGACCUUGAAAGCCCUAAACGGCCUCGGCCCUGGAUACCUGAAGGAGCGUCUCCACCCCCAUAGUUCAGCCUGGACACUGAGAUCCAGCUGCGAGGGCCUUCAGGCGGUUCCCUCAUUGCGAGAAGCCAAGUUACAGGGAACCAGGCAGAGGGCCUUCUUGGUGGUGGCUCCCGCCCUGUGGAACGCCCUCGCAGCAGAUGUCAAAGAGAUAAACAACUACCUAACUUUUAGAAGACAUCUGAAGGCAGCCCGGUUCAGGGAAGUUUUUAAUGUGUGACAUUUUAAUGUAUUUUUAAUCUUUGUUGGAAGCCGCCCAGAGUGGCUGGGGAAGUACAAAUAAAUAAUACUGAUAUUAAUAAUAAUAAUAAUAAUAAUAAUAAUAAUAAUAAUAAUAAUACAGUGGUACCUCAGGUUAAGAACUUAAUUCGCUCCGGAGGUCUGUUCUUAACCUGAAACUGUUCUUAACCUGAAGCACCACUUUAGCUAAUGGGGCCUCCCGCUGCUGCCACCAUGCAAUUUCUGUUCUCAUCCUGAAGCAAAGUUCUUAACCUGAAGCACUAUUUCUGGGUUAGUGGAGUCUGUAACCUGAAGUGUAUGUAACCCGAGGUACCACUGUAAUAAUAAUAAUAAUAAUUAAUAAUAAUAAUAAACGGAGGAGGGGGUGAGCCAUGUGCCAACUUGGCACCCAGAGAUCUCCACUGGGUUGCAAUCGGACCCAGGGCAGUUGCAAAACAUGCCUGGCGAAUUUCGAACUCUGGACCAAGUGACCCUGAAGCGUGCCUGUGCUCUGGCCGGUGCACCACUGUGGGGCUGGCUUGAGGGAGGUAUGUUCUCUCCUCCGCCCCUGGGGGGGUGGGGGUGCCGGCUGGAUUCCUGCAUUGCGGGGGGUUGGACUAGAUGGCCUCUGGGGGUCCCUUCCUUGUGGCAACUGAAAGGCAAGCAUAUUAAUUGAGGUGGGGCCCCCAGUGCCGUCCUCUCCAACGAUCCCCUAAUGCGGACUCCGCAAUAAAAUCCACAGGGGCCUCUGUUUUUACUGCAGAAGCUGCGAUGGUGAGGCCUCCCCUCCUGCCCCACCAGCUUCCAUGGGGCUCAGCUGCGUUGGCCCCCUUCUCACUCUUUGGAAAGUGCUCCUGCACAGACACCCUGGUGCAGGAGACUUGCCUUAGGCAUGUUCCCACGGGGGCGGCAGCCUCAGGCCAAAGGGAGGUUCUUGCUGCCCAGGACUCCUGGGUCCUCUUCUUUGACCAUGGGGAGGGCCUGAGAGUCCAAAGUUUUUCCUUACUGGGGUGCAGAAAGGGGGCAGGGGGAGGAAGCCCAAAUUCCUGGAUUCCAACCCCAUCUCCCCCAAAAAGCCGGGGAGCAACUGGGCGAGCCGAUCCGAUUUUAUAUUUUUAUUCUGCUUUCCAGCGAACCCUGAGCUCCCUGUGAUUCACAACAGCCUUUCAAAAAGCCACAGAGAUCAAACGCAGCUGCAGAUUCGCCGCAGCAAUUAAUGCCGUUCGGUCGAGUCGCAGCCACUCCGAGCGUUGCCAGGAUACUUCCUCCAGAAGGGUGGGACAUGGUCCAGAGGCUGCUUAUCGCAUCCUUUGUUCCCCUGCACCCCCACUGCGGUGGGUGCAAAAAUUGAGGCCUUGCCAGCCUGCCAGAGAGCUGAUUCUUGGCUUGACUCGGUGUGUGAUUGUGUGGGGUCUCCCUCCAUGUCCUGGCACGACCCCUGCAGGCGCCUAGCGCAGGGGAAACCGAGGCACAGCAGGCCACCUCCCCUUCCCGCCGCCUCCUGAAGUGCAAAGGGGCUCAUUAUCUGGAGGCGUCUAAGGGCAGAGCUGAGCCGUGUCCUCGGCUGACCCCGCCGGCAGCCUUCCACGCCUUGGUCCGAGAGCAGAUCCUGCGUCACGGGGACUUCAUGUCCUUGGUGCUACCGGGAAUGCGAGGGAACAGGACGCACCGGCCUUUGGCCACCUGGGGGGGGGGGAAGAGAGAGAUUACAGCCUCUCUCGCCUCCUUCUCUGCCCCCCCUUCUGCCGUGGACUUUCUUGCAGGGUUGGGAAGCGGUGGGAGUUUGCCGCUGGCUUUGCUUGCAACCCCACUUUAUUUUUGUUUGUUUGUUGGGGGGCAGAGAUCUGUUGGAAAAUCAUUUGGCCCCCUCCUGCCCAGCGUCUCCCUCCUGGCCAGGCAGCAAACGGUGACCCUUUCUUGUCUCUCUCUCCACCCCCCCCUCCAAAAUCUCAGGUGCCAGCCUAAUAAUAAUAAUAAUAAUAAUAAUAAUAAUAAUAAUAUUCAUAGGCCAACCACCUUCCAAUCUUCACUGCCUUCUUCAUAAUAAUAUUAAUAAUAUAUUUUUUUAUUUAUAUCCCACCCUCCCCAGCCGAAGCCGGGCUCAGAGCGGCUAACAACAGUAAAAUGAUAAAACAUUAUAAAAUCAUUUCAUUAUAAAAUUAAUUCCAACCAGAUUUCAUUUCUCAAGCUUUCUCCCCUCCAGAAUCUCCUCUCCAGGGCUUUGACUUUUGAAGUAGUUUUGCUGUUCCCCCGCUUUCCGUUUUAGCAGCGGAGAGGGGCCCCUGGGCAUACGCAGAAUUCUUUUUGCUCGGGGUGGAGGGACCCUAAAAAGGUGUCGCGUGUUUUGGAUUUGCACGCGGGGCGUUUGUGGGAGCGCAUCCCGCCUUUGUCUUGCAGGGACGAGGGGCUCCUAGUGCAGGGAAGAAGUACCCCAAGGAAGCUCUGGGGGGAAGGGAGGGAGCAAGCUCUUGGGGUCAGGAGCCCCCUGGCGGCCUUGGGGACCCCUCAAACUGUGCUCAGGAUGGAGGCUUGGCUUCUGCUGUGCUCAAAGGCAGGGGAGUCUUUCAUAAAUUACAGUCACACCUCGGGUUGAAGUUGUUUCAUGUUGAGCGUUUUCGGGUUGCGCUCCACGGCGACCCGGAAGUAACGGAACGUGUUACUUCCGGGUUUCGCCGCUCGCGCAUGUGCAGAUGUUCAAAAUGACGUCAUGCGCAUGUGCGGAAGCGGCGAAUUGUGACACGCGCAGACAAGGGUUGCGUUUACUUCAGGAUGCGGACGGGGCUCUGGAACGGAUCCCGUUCGUAUCGCUGUAUAUUGAAUUGUUUUUAAUGUGUUUUGAUGCAGUAACCUACCCGGGGUCCCUUAUGAGGAAGGGCAGGUUAUCAAUAUAUAAUCAAUUAUCAUUUUUAACUAUAGUUACCCUUGCUAACUUUUUAAAUUAUUUUAAAUUAUUUUUAUUACCAAUUGUUAAUCGUGGUUAAUUAUUUUUAAAAUUAUAUUCUAAUGAAUAAUAAUAAUAAUAAUAAUAAUAAACUAAAUCCUGAAAAGGCAGAGAGGUGCUGUAUCCCAGUUUCUCAAGUCUAGGUUGGGGGGCUGUGCUCCCCUGCACUUUGGGGGGGCUCCUGGAUUCCCCUCUGUCCCUGGGAGGCUCAGGGGGCCUCGGUAUUGGGGACACACACACUUUUAUCUCCAUCUACAGCCCCUUUUGGACAGAGCUGACUUGGCCACUACAACUCCAUGCUCUGGCAAUUUCCAGGCUGGAUUACUACAAUGCGCUCCUCCUGGACCUGCCCUUGAAGACUGCUGAGAAACUUCGGUCAGUCCCAAACACGGCAGCCCGAUUCCUGUCCAGGAUUCUCUUUAGAUCUCCUAUGAGCUCCGAUUUAAAGCAGCUGCUCUGGUUGCUGGUUCUUUUCCGGACCUAAUUCGAGGUCCUCUGUCCUCUCCCCCAUGCUUUUCAACAUCUACAUGGGAGAGAUCAUCAGGGGGUUUGGGCUGGGUGUCCAUCAGCAUGCGGAUGAUACCCAGCUCUACCUCUCUUUCAAAUCAGAACCAGUGAAGGCGGUGAAGGUCCUGUGUGAGUGUCUGGAGGCGGCUGGAGGAUGGAUGGCGGCUAAUGGAUUGAGGUUGAAUCCUGACAAGACAGAAGUACUGAUUUUGGGGGGACAGGAGGCGGGCUGGUGUGGAGGACUCCCUGGUCCUGAAUGGGGUAACUGUGCCCCUGAAGGACCAGGUGUGCAGCCUGGGAGUCAUUCUGGACUCACAGCUGUCCAUGGAGGCGCAGGUCAUUUCUGUGUCCAGGGUAGCUGUUUAUCAGCUCCAUCUGGUAUGCAGGAUGAGACCCUCCCUGCCCUCAGACUGUCUCACCAGAGUGGUGCAUGCUCUAGUUAUCUCCCACUUGGACUACUGCCAUGCGCUCUACGUGGGGCUACCUUUGAAGGUGACCCGGAAACUGCAACUAAUCCAGAAUGUGGCAGCUAGACUGGUGACUGGGAGUGGGCGCUGAGACCAUAUAACACCGGUCUUGAAAGACCUACACUGGCUCCCAGUACGUUUCCAAGCACAAUUCAAAGUGUUGGUGCUGACAUUUAAAGCCCUAAAUGGCCUCGGUCCAGUAUACCUGAAGGAACGUCUCCACCUCCAUCGUUCUGCCCAGAGACUGAGGUCCAGUGCCGAGGGCCUUCUGGUGGUUCCCUCACUGCGAGAAGCCAAGUUACAGGGAACCAGGCAGAGGGCCUUCUCGGUAGUGGCACCCGCCCUCUGGAACGCCCUCCCACCAGAUGUCAAAGAGAAAAAUAACUACCAAACUUUUAGAAGACAUCUGAAGGCAGCCCUGUUUAGGGAAGCUUUUAAUGUUUAAUAGGUUAUUGUAUUUUAGUGUUUUGUGGGAGGCCGCCCAGAGUGGCUGGGGAGUCCCAGCCAGAUGGGCAGGGUAUAAAUAAUGAAUUAUUAUUAUUAUUAUUAUUAUUAUUAUUAUUAUUUAAACACCUGUGAGCAGGUGUUUAAAGCCCUGGGCGACUCGGGACCCCAAAACCUGAACGUCUUGCCUCCUUUGCCGCAGACCCUUUUGGGUGCUGAGACGGGCACCUUGCUGCUUCCUCCGGCUGUAGGGGCUCCAGGUGGGUGGGUGGGUGGCAGCCCAGGGGGAGGAGAGGGUCUUCUCUUGAGGCCCCUUGGCUUGGGGACCCGCUCCCCACAGAGAUGUGCCUGCCACCUUCCUUGCACUGCUUUCAUCUUUUGCUGAAGACUCACCUGUUUGCUCUGUCUCUCGGCAUUCAAGGUGCAUGUUUCUAGGGACCCACCUUAUAGCGGGAAGCUAUCCUAAACUGCUUUUAAUAAUGUGCUUUAAUUCUUGCAUGUUAGGAUGUCGGGGAGAAGGGCAGGCAAGGAAUAGGUGGACAAAAAGGUAAAGGUAAAGGGACCCCUGACCAUUAGGUCCAGUCGUGGCCGACUCUGGGGUUACGGCGCUCAUCUCGCUUUAUUGGCCGAGGGAGCCGGCGUACAGCUUCCGGGUCAUGUGGCCAGCAUGACUAAGCCACUUCUGGUGAACCAGAGCAGCGCACAGAAACACCAUUUACCUUCCCGCCGGAGUGGUACCUAUUUAUCUACUUGCACUUUGACGUGCUUUCGAACUGCUAGGUUGGCAGGAGCAGGGACUGAGCAAUGGGAGCUCACCCCAUCGUGGGGAUUCGAACUGCUGACCUGAUCGGCAAGCCCUAGGCUCUGUGGUUUAACCCACAGCGCCACCCACAGCCGGCAAAUUCCUGCCUUUCUCGGGGUUGGUAUAGAUGAUCCCUUGGUUCCCUUCCAACUCGAACAUGCCAAGAUUCCAUGAAAGGAUUUGGUCUUUCUGCCCAAGUGGUUCCGGACUCCGACUUGUGUUGUUUUAACAAUCUCACACCCCCAAAUUCCUUGUGUCUGUCUGCCUGCCUGCCUCCCUCUCCCAUUUCCUUUCCUGCUCGCCCCCCGAUGCAUGCUGCCCCCUAGGAAAAGCUACAGACUGGCCUCCUCCGCUGUUGCCCACCCGGCCCCAGAGUGGGGGUUGCUAGGGGGUGGGCGCUUUGGAAAUUCAGCUCCCCAUCUGCCCCAUGCAGACCGCUUUCCAAAAGGGAGAAUACGGGCUUUGGCUCCUUGUUUUUGCUUCCUGGUCGCCUGGAGGCGACUCUCCCUUCUCCAUAGGCGAACCGGGAGGCGGAGCUCCUAGCAGGGGGGGCGGAGCUGGGAAGAGGCGGCCCUGGAGCUGUGUUUGGUCCAACCCCUGGCAUUGACCCCUCCCUCCUCUCCCUUCCCCCCUCCCCUCCAGGCCAUGGUGGCAUGUUACCCCGGCAACGGCAGGGGGUACCUGCGCCAUGUGGACAACCCUCACGGAGACGGGCGCUGCGUCACUUGCAUCUAUUACCUAAACCGGCACUGGGACAGCAAGGUACGUGGGGGAGGGGGGGGUCUCUGCACCUGCCACCUGCCCCUCUGUCCACACCCCCGGUCUCAUGCAUGGCACACAUUUCCUCUUCCCGGACGCCCUGCCCUCUGUUCUGUGCCCCUUCCUCUGCCCCCUCCAGCAGGCAAAACUCCUGUGCUCAGGGGGCCGACCCUGCGGAGUAGGACGCCUGGGUUCCCCCAGCAGCCUAGGACUCCGGGGUCCUGCUCUCGGCUUGCGGAAGAAGAAAGUUUGGAGGCAAAGCACGCAGGGCUCAGUCCUGGGACCACAAGAAGCACCGAUAGAAAGCGUGUGCCUCUGAGCAUAUGCAGAGUGCCUGCCCAGUGUCGGUGGACUGCAGGGACUGGGCUUCGACUGUCUGGUGCACACGGAAAGUCCCAGCCAAAGUCUUUUGGCAGUGGGGUCUUUCCGCCAGGACUCCCGGGUUCUUUCUGUUGCGGAGGCUCAGCGGAGAGCUUAUGAAAGGGGAAGGUCUCUGCCGAGAGUGGGCCUGAUCCGUGAAGCUUCUGGUCCAACCUCCUGUCCUCACAGUGGCCAAAGAGCCCAUAGAAACUAGGAAUCGUGAUAGACUGCUCCUGCAGCUGGAGGUUCCAUAACAGCAAAAGAAGAGCCUGGCUGCUGGAUCAGGCCAAAGGGGGCCCAUCGAGUCCGGCAUCCUGUCCUCACAGUGGCCCACCAAGCACAAGAGCAACUCUCCCUUCCUGGGGUUUCCAGACACUGGGAUUCAGAGGCUGAGCAGAGCCUUUGCGGCCAGUAGCCACCGAGAGCCUUACUGAUUUCCAUGAAUUUGUCUGAUAUUUUGAAGCUGUGGCCCUCCCUCCCUCCAGUGGCAGAGAGUUCCACAGUCCAACUAUGUGGCACAUGAAGAACGAUUUCCUUUCAUCUGUCCUGAAUAUUCCGACUUGGCGUUAUGAGAGAAGGAGAAAAACGUCUGUCACGUCACAUCUUCACUCGGCUUUUCCCUAAACAGAGGACUCCCAAAUGCUGCAACCUUUUUCUCGUAGGGGAAAUUCCCUGGCUCUGUUCUGGUGUUGCAAGACAGAUGCGAACCCUCAAGCUACCUAGUCCAACAUUGUGAACUCCCCCCAAUUUGGCCAGCCAGAUACUCCUGGGGAAAACCCCUCAGGCAAUCGCCCUCCUCCCCAAAUGGGUAAAUGUGGUAGACUGCUUUUCUGCCUGGAAAUUCCAUUUUCACCAUCCUGGAUAAAAGUCCUGGAGCGAGGGAACUCCCCAUCCGUUUUGCAGCAGGGAAUUUCACAGGUCAAUUCUUUCUGGGUUUGCGGAGUGGAGGGGUGUGUGUGUGUAGGGGGGGGGAGAGACUCUGCCCCCCCACUCCCUUUCAAUAUUCCUGAUUUCCCGUCAUCCCUGAUCCUUGGUCAUGACAGCUGAGGCUAUGGGAGUUGGAGGCCCAUAUUUCUAGGAAAGAGAUUGAGAAUAAAAACGCCCAAAUCACAAGGCCGUUUUGCAAAAUCUGUGGUGCAACCGGAUUGGGGGUCCAGUGUCCCGUUCUGGUUGCCUCGUCUCAAAAUGGAUAUUGCAGAAAAGGUUGCAGCGUUCGGGACUUUUCAGGCUAUAGGAAAGGCGACCGAGAGGCAGGGGUGCCUUAGCGGAGAUUCCUGCAUUGCAGGGGGUUGGACUAGAAGACCUUUGGGGUCCCUUCCAACCUGACAAGUUUUUGGCCCCCCCCCAAUAACACUAGAACUGAUUGAUUGAUUGAUUGAUUGAUUGAUUGAUUGAAUAUACCGCCCUAUACCUGAAGGUCUCAGGGCAAGUUCCCAGAAAAGAACUCAAGGGCGUAUGACGAAGAUUCAGGACGGAUAAGUCUUUCUUCACGCAGCAGGAAGUUAAACUGCGGAACUCCCUUCCACUGGACGCAGCAUCGGCCAGAAACUUGGAUGUCUUUCAGAGAGGACUGGACCAAUUCCCAGAGGAAGAGGAGAGGGCUUAGGCUGGCUCCCAGCCAGGAUAGUUGUGCUCAGCCCUGGAGGCAGGGAACCCCAGGAUCUUGUGUUCGAAUCCUGCUUGGGGUUUCCCCCAGGCAUCUGUUCAGCCGCUGUGAGAACAGGAUGCUGGCCUGAUCCAUCCUCCAGACUCCUAUUCCUACUUGCAUCGGGUGGGGGGGGUGUAUGGGUGCCCACCCCCUAACCUGGAUCUCCAGGCAGCCUUGUUUAGGGAAGCUUUUAAUAUAUGAUGGAUUUUAAUAUUUUGUUGGAAGCUGCCCAGAGCGGCUGGGGGAACCCAGCCAGAUGGGCGGGGUAUAAAUAAUAAAUUAUUAUUAUUAUUAUUCCACAUCCAAGGUGCUCCCACUUGCACCCCAGAGCAACCUGGGCCCCAGUGCCUGGCUAGAGCAUCGCCCCAACUUCCUGCCCCCAGCCCCCAUCCUUGAGUUGUUGCGCUUGUCCUUCCGUGCCCCAGAUGCACCCAUCGGACCCCCCUCUUUGAGCUCCCUGAAUGCCCAGCCAGGAAGUCCCCUUGCAGUGGGGCACCCGUUAUUCUCACGCCCCCACCCAAGGGUGCCUGGGAGGGGCAGGAGGCGAAUGAAUGACUUGGGUGUCAGUUUCGCGCUGCCUUGGGGUCUGUCUGCGAAGGGACCCUUUGACGUCUCCCCGUCUGUGCCAGGUUCACGGUGGGAUCCUGCAGAUCUACCCCGAGGGACGCUCAGUGGUGGCCAACAUCGAGCCCAUCUUUGACCGGCUGCUCAUCUUCUGGUCCGACCGGCGCAACCCCCACGAAGUGAAGCCCGCCUACGCCACCAGGUAAUGGGGAGGGGGGUGGUUGCGACUCCUGGUCCGGCCGGCCGGGGGGUGUAAGCCGACGGCAGAGUUUGUCGGAUGCCAGAGCUGAGGCCUGUGCAGCAGUGCCUCUGAGGAUGCGCAGAGUGACUUUUAAAAAAUUAUUACCAAAAAAUGAUAACAAAGUGUGGGGGAUGAAGAAGAAUAAAAAAAACCUUAAGAUAUCAAUCGUCACAGCCUGGAGGGAGAAAAUUACAAAAGUAAAUUCCGAAGUUCCAAAGGGGUAGUAAUAAUUAUUUAUUUAUUUAUACCCUGCCCAUCUGGCUGGGUUUCCCCAGCCGCUCUGGGCGGCUUCCAACAAAAUAUUAAAAAUACAACAAAACACUUUGCAAAAGAUUUAUAUAAAAUAAAUAUAUUCUCCGCUUUUGAGUGCCAUCAGGGUUGAGAAUAAAGGUUCUACAUCGUCCUAAAUGAGCCAGACAUCUGCAUUUGGGGAAGCCUUAAAUGUUUGAUGUUUCAUUAUGUUUCUGUAUAUGUUGGAAGCCGCCCGCAGUGGGUCAGAUGGGCGGGGGUACAACUAAAAUAAUAAUAAUUAUUAUAAUUGCUUACAUUAUCUGUGAUUCCUGAAUGACAGGGGGUUGGACUAGAUGGCCCCUGAGGGGCCCUUCCAUAUUCUGAUUCUAUAUAUCAGUGGCUCUGAGCGACCAUAUGCCUCAAUCUUGCCAUAUAAAAAAAACCAACGGUCAUUUGAGCGCUGUCAUUAGAUGCUUUUAGUUUGUGAGAUAUAUUUUCUGUCUCCAAGAAGGACUUGCAACAGGUGAAAUGCCCUGAAGACUAGUAUAUAUAUAUUUAAUAAAUAAUAACAGUAAUUCCUCCUCUAACUCCCAGUCAGGAUGGAACCCCCUCCCUUUCCUCCUGCCCAUCCCUUUGUGUAUAUAUUAUUGCUGUUAUUUUAUUAUUAUUACAGUCAUACCUCAUGUUACGUUUGCUUCAUGAUACGUUUUUCAGGUUGCGUCCCGCAGUGACCCGGAAGUACCGGAAAGGGUUUUUUUUAAUGAUAUUUAUUAAGAUUUUUUGAAAUAUUACAGUGAAAAUGAAAAAGAAAAAAGAAAAAUACAAAAUAAAAACAGUUAAAAACACACAUAUUUUCUAUUACUUAUUUUCCUUUAGCUUGUUUCCCGGACCUCCUCGUACCUCCCUUUUUUGUAUUCCACUUCAAUUUAUUGGUUCAGCAAAUCCUUACCAUUAGAUUUUAACCCAUUUAUAACCCUUUUUUUUCAUAUUCUCUUAGAGCAUUACAGCUGGAAACCGCUUAAUUACUAUCCAACAUCAUUCUAUCAUUCAUUAAUUUUACAAUAUUUCUGUAAAUAGUCUUUAAAUUUCUUCCAAUCUUCUUCUUCUUCUUCGGAAAGGGUUACUUCCGGGUUUUGCCGCUUGCGCAUGCGCACAAGCGCCAAAUCGCGCCACGCACCUGCGCAAAUACGGCGCUUCAGGUUGCGGGCUUCUCAUGUUGCGAACGGGCCUCCGGAAUGGAUCCCGUUCGCAACCAGAGGUACCAGUAUAUUAUUAUUAUUAUUAUUAUUAUUAUUAAUGGUAUUCCUACUCUGCUCUUCAUUGAGUAUUUGGGGGCUUGGGCAAGGCUCUGAAGCAGUCCUCACUGGGCAGCAGCAGCAGCACCCUCCAGCCUUAGCUGUGAAAAAGGUGAGCAACGGAGUGCGUGCAGAGUGCCUUUGGGGAGCAGCCGCAAUCCUCCCCAACACUGGAUCUAGGAAUUGGGGGCAGGUUCCUUUUCCAUCCUGAGAAGAUCUCUUCCUUCCGCUUCUAGGAAACGAAGGCGGCCUUGCAGAAUAAUAAUAAUAAUAAUAAUAAUAAUAAUAAUAAUAAUAAUAAUAAAUAAUUUAUACCCUGCCCUCCACAGCCACGACCGGGCUCAGGGGGGGCUAACACCAGGUAUAAAAACAAUUGGUUAAAAUACAACUUAAAAACAAGAUUAAAAUACAACGUUAAAAUGCAGCCUCAUUUCAGUAGAAACUCAAAUCAAAAACUUUUUGGGGAUGAAAACGUCAAAUCUUCACCAAGGCCAGCUAUCCAGACUGGUCCUACGUGGGCCAGAAAAAUGAACCCAAAUAGGAGUUCUAUCACAGAAGGAGAAAGGAUAGAGGGGAAGGGAAUCAAGUUGAUUCCAAGCCAAAGGCCAGGCGGAGGCGGAACAACUCUGUCUUACAGGCCCUGCGGAAAGAAAUAAUAAUAUAAUAAUAAUAAAUUUUAUUUAUAUCCCGCUCAGGGCGGCUAACAACAAUCAAAAUAAUCCAGCAUUCUAAAAACAUUCAUUAUAAAAUUAAUUAAAAUCAAAUUGAUGGCAACCAUUAAGCAAAAUUCUGUGCAGAUUGCCAGAGGAGGGAGUCAGGCUGCGCCCUGACCAAAGGCCUGGUGGAACAGCUCUGUCUUGCAGGCCCUGCGGAAAGAUGUCAGGUCCCGCAGGGCCCUAGUCUCUUGGGACAGAGCGUUCCACCAAGUCGGGGCCACAGCCGAAAAGGCCCUGGCCCUAGUUGAGGCCAGCCUAACCUCUCUGUGGCCUGGGAUCUUCAGGAUGCUUUUAUUUGCAGACCGUAGGUUCCUCUGUGGGGCAUACCAGGAGAGGCGGUCCCGUAGGUACGAGGGUCCUAGGCCGUAUAGGGCUUUAAAGGUUAAAACCAGCACCUUAAACCUGAUCCUGUACUCCACCGGGAGCCAGUGCAGCUGGUAUAGUACCGGAUGAAUAUGAUCUCGCAGCGAAGACCCCAUAAGGAGUCUCAUUGCAGCAUUCUGCACCCGCUGGAGUUUCUGGGUCAGUCUCAAGGGCAGCCCCACAUAGAGCGAGUUACAGAUCCUACAGAUUUGAGGGUAAACCAUACACAGCACGGGUCUGCCCCUGUGGCUCGUUGGAAGUUGAAACUGCUUCACAUGUACUAUUACGUUGUCGUCUUUAUGAGGAUAUACGUUUGACUUUUACUACACCUGUUUUGCAAAAGUCCAGGAAAGAAUCGGAACACCAUAGUUUAAAAUUACUGCUAGAGGACAAGAAUCCCAAGACUACAUUAAAUGUAGCCAAAUUCUGUGCGUCCGCAAUUAAUCGCAGGAAGCAAGUGGUAUCCCAUAAUGACCAAACCCACAAAUGUUAAUUACAGGGGCCACGCUAAUAAUUAAUUUUAAUUUUUUAUAUUUAAAUCCUUGUUAUAUUCAUAUUGUUCUCUGUAUUUCUGAUUUUUUUUUUAUGAUCUGUGAUAUUGUGUGUGUUGACGCUGGUCUGUGACCGUAUUAAUAAAUUCAUUCAUUCAUAGAAUCAUAGAAUCAUAGAAUCAUAGAAUCAUAGAAUCAUAGAGCUGGAAGAGACCACAAGGGCCAUCGAGUCCAACCCCCUGCCAAGCAGGAAACACCAUCAGAGCACUCCUGACAUAUGGUUGUCAAGCCUCUGCUUAAAGACCUCCAAAGAAGGAGACUCCACCACACUCCUUGGCAGCAAAUUCCACUGUCGAACAGCUCUUACUGUCAGGAAGUUCUUCCUAAUGUUUAGGUGGAAUCUUCUUUCUUGUAGUUUGGAUCCAUUGCUCCGUGUCCGCUUCUCUGGAGCAGCAGAAAACAACCUUUCUCCCUCCUCUAUGUGACAUCCUUUUAUAUAUUUGAACAUGGCUAUCAUAUCACCCCUUAACCUCCUCUUCUCCAGGCUAAACAUGCCCAGCUCCUUAGCCGUUCCUCAUAAGGCAUCGUUUCCAGGCCUUUGACCAUUUUGGUUGCCCUCCUCUGGACACGUUCCAGUUUGUCAGUGUCCUUCUUGAACUGUGGUGCCCAGAACUGGACACAGUACUCCAGGUGAGGUCUGACCAGAGCAGAAUACAGUGGCACUAUUACUUCCCUUGAUCUAGAUGCUAUAUAUUCAUUCAUACAUACAGAAGGGAGAGGUGUCCCUUUGUGGAGGAAUCUCUGUGUGUUUGGCUCUGGCUUCCCAAAUUGCAUUUUAGUGCCUGGGAUGGAGAACUGGGACUGCCCCCCCCCAAUUCUUCCCAUUGGGGCGGUUGUCCUGCACAAGCCCCACCGAGCCGAGCAUGAGCUGUGCGAGAGCUCAGUUGCUCAGCACCGCACUGGAUCCUUGCAAAACUCACCGCUCUGCUUUCCCCCUAGGUAUGCCAUCACCAUCUGGUAUUUUGAUGCCAAAGAGCGGGCAGAAGCCAAAGGGAGGCACCAGCUGGGUACGUGGACGGACAACUAGGUGCUGGGGGUCACCGGCACCGGGGAGUGGGGUGGGGGUAGCCGGGGCACAGAGGGCAGGCCCACAGACCGACUGCUAGCGCUUGGGGCUCCGUUGGCACUGGUGCGGGAAAAGGACUUCUGAGCGCGUGCAGAGUUCCUCCCCUCUGCACAGCCUCCUGGAAGCGGGUGAGGGUGGCAGGGCCCCCUAAAAAGUCCCUUUUGCAGAAAAGCUGACCUCUUUGGAGUCACCUUUGUUCUUUUUUCCCCUCUAAAGCUCAGAAGAAGGGGGCAGAGCCCUCUUCCGGCGGGGCGCAGGAAAACGGGCCGACUUGACGGACAGCCGUGCGUUGCCGCCGUGGGAUCCUGACCGCCAAAGACCUUCUGCUCUCUUUGGCCAUUUCAAGCUGCCUGUUGCCACCUUUGCUGCUGCCUGUGUCCGCUGACGCUGCCCCCCCGCCCCCAAAUCUGGCCGGCUGCAGCUGGAAGGCCUUUGACCACAGCCCAGGAGGAGAGGAAGAUGAUGAUGAAGAUGAAGAAGAAAAAGGGGACUGUUGAGAGGCAGCUGGACCUUGAGAAGAAAGGGUGUGCGUGUUGUGUGUGUGUGUGUGUGUGUGUGUGUGUGUGUGUUUGUGUGAAUGGGCCCGGCAUCUGUAGGUGCAGCCCCCCAGGGAGAGGGUGGCCUUUGUGUUUUCCUUCUGCUUUGUCAGAAGGGUCCCCGGGUGCCGGGAAACCCUUGUCUAGCAGGACCCUCCCGGUCUACCCCUGCCUGCCCCCAGCGCCAGCGCUUGGUCCUGCUCAUUUUAAUCCAUCUGCGAAAUGAGAGAGAGAAAGAGGGAGCAGGAAACGAGGGAGUGCGGAAGAGCAGAAAAAGAGAGGGGUGGCGAGAGAACGAGCCGCCCCGUGGAUGAGACGGAAUAAACAUCAGCUCAUGGAAACGAC
Messenger RNA from Podarcis lilfordi (Lilford's wall lizard), 22066 nucleotides. NCBI's taxonomy places the organism in Eukaryota, Metazoa, Chordata, Lepidosauria, Squamata, Lacertidae. The record is from the annotation of a GenBank genome assembly.